Molecule: messenger RNA, 288 nt
Organism: Sorex fumeus (smoky shrew)
Lineage: Eukaryota; Metazoa; Chordata; Mammalia; Eulipotyphla; Soricidae
Product: keratin-associated protein 19-3-like
Exons: 1
Coding region: 1-288 (95 amino acids)
Source: RefSeq, a predicted model, not a curated record
AUGUGCUACUACGGCAGCUACUACGGAGGCCUGGGCUACGGCUAUGGAGGCUUCGGUGGUCUAGGCUGUGGCUAUGGCUGUGGCUACAGAGGCUAUGGCUCCGGCUUUGGAGGCUGUGGCUGUGGCUAUGGAGGCUAUGGCUCCGGCUUUGGAGGCUAUGGCUGUGGCUAUGGAGGCUAUGGCUCUGGAAUUGGAGGCUAUGGCUAUCACUCUGGCUUUGGAGGCUGGGGAUGUGGCUGCUACCGCCCAACUUGCUGUGGAGGUUACGGAAUCUCCGGGUUCUACUAA